Messenger RNA from Ricinus communis (castor bean), 775 nucleotides. RefSeq lists its product as uncharacterized. Gene Ontology annotation, cellular component: anaphase-promoting complex. Gene Ontology annotation, biological process: regulation of mitotic cell cycle spindle assembly checkpoint. The transcript is spliced from 2 exons. Bases 74 to 373 code for a protein of 99 amino acids. Lineage: Eukaryota; Viridiplantae; Streptophyta; Magnoliopsida; Malpighiales; Euphorbiaceae. The record is from RefSeq and is a predicted model, not a curated record.
GAGAGUAUUAGCGAGACUCUUUAGUGUUAGAGGGUGAGCAAGUUUGAAAAAAGGCUAAAAAAAGCACAGACAAAUGUUGCAGUUUCCGGCGUUUAUGACCCAGUAUCCAUGGUCGACGAAGACGAUUCCGACGUCGUAUUUGUUGCCUUCACAGUGGCCUCAACCCCAUAGUGAAGAGCUCCUCCUCGCUAUGGAGGAAUCCGAUUACGAAGAGAAGUGCAAUGAGAUCAGAAAGACCAAUAGCAACCUCCCAGUGAUUGGGAAAACUAGCGUUGAUAAUGAUAAAGAAGACUAUGAUAAUGAUGCUGAUGACGAUGAUGCUGAUAAUGCCGAGGAAUCUGAAGGCGAAGAAUUUGAGCAAGAAACUGGCUGAAGAUUGUUGCCGAUAGUCUGUGUUUAGUUUGGAAAGUUUUAAAUGCCAAAUUGUCCUUGUGACUCAUUUCCAAAGAAAGGGAGAAGAUUUUGUUUUUCAUAUUAUGUUUGCAUACGACAGCAACUUACUUGGUUAGUUUGCAUAUGACUAUAAUUUACUUAGUUUUUAUGCUAACAUCCAAUCUUUCAUUGCUGGAAAAGCAACAUUGCUCAUUGUCUGCUUACACCAUAAACUCCUGUCUAUACCCAGGAGUUUCAUUCUGUUAUGUCUUUUCUAGAUUUCAGUGUCUUUUGUUCCUAGCAAUUUAGUGUAUCAAAGAUGUUCAAUAUCCAGAGACAAUUAAGACUGUAUAGAUACUGCAAUUUAUUUCAAAGAUGAAGUCUUUGAUGCAUUUUAAAUUCA